Maylandia zebra (zebra mbuna) is the source of this 4570-nucleotide messenger RNA. The record is from RefSeq and is a predicted model, not a curated record. Lineage: Eukaryota; Metazoa; Chordata; Actinopteri; Cichliformes; Cichlidae.
AUGGAUGAGGAGAAAAGGAAGCGAUCUACAUUCAGACAGUCAUCCAGUGAGACUGAAGCCAGUUCACAGAUGAGUACUGCUCCUAGCAAGAUGUCCCUCAGGAGCAACAGAUCCAAGUUCGAGCCAGUCAACUUUAAAGAUGAAAGACUGUCCUUGUCCUCAGUGUGCGAAGAAAUCCAGAAAAACAUUAAAACAAGAGAAAGACAAGGAGGGAGACACAGUGCAAGACGAUCUGGUAUUAACCACCUGAGCAUCUUUGAUGCGUUUCACUGCAUUACAGGUAAAAUUCAUCUUUUAGAGGCAAAGAAGAAAUUAAAAGAAGCAAUGAAAGAGAAAUAUUCCUCAGUCUCUGAAGGUAAUGGUGACAAGCCGAGUUCACUGAACAACAUCUACACAGAGCUUCACAUAACCACUGGAGAGAGUGAAAGGUUACGUGAAGAGCAUGAAGUCAGGCUGCUCGAACAUAAACGGAUAAGACACACUUCAGAACAGCAAAUAAUCAACCUAAAUGAUGUGUUGAAACCGUUGCCUGAUCAAGACAAACCUCACAGAACAGUUGUGACGAAGGGCGUUGCAGGAAUUGGAAAAUCAUUUUUUGUGCAGAAAUUCAUUCUUGACUGGGCCGAAGAGAAGGCAAACCAGGAUGCAGACUUUGUUUUCAGUCUUGCUUUCAGAGAGCUGAAUUUGACUACAGGUGAAAAAAGCCUACAUGAGCUCCUGACUUUAUUUCAUCCCACACUGUGUGAUCUCAAAGAUUCAGUGGAUUAUACCAAAACCAAGAUUGUUCUGAUCCUGGACGGUCUGGAUGAAAGCAGGUUUCAUCUGGACUUUGAAGGCUUUAAGACUAUAACAUCUGUGAAGAAAGCAGCACCUGUGAGGGAUCUCCUAGCAAACAUCAUCCAGGGUAACCUUCUUCCUGAUGCAAACCUCUGGAUUACUUCCCGUCCAGCAGCAGCCAAUCAGAUCCCUGCUGAGCAUAUUGACAUGGUGACAGAAAUAAGAGGGUUCAAUGAUCCUCAAAAAGCUGAAUACUUCAGGAAGAGAUUUAGUCACGAUCCAGAUCUUGCUGAAAGGAUCAUUAAACAUAUUCAGUCUUCACAGAGUCUCGACAGCAUGUGUCAGAUCCCGAUCUUCUGCUGGAUUUCUGCAGUGUUAUUCCAGGAAGUCUUUGGAGGAGAUGUUGAAACUGCAAUUCCUCAAACUCUUACAGAGAUGAUGUCACACUUCCUGUUUGCACAAACAAAGCGUAGAAACAGAAAAUAUGACAAGAAGGUUGAGACAAACAAAGAGAAGCUUCUGAAAACACACAAAGAAUUUCUUCUGAAACUCGGCAAGCUUGCAUUUGAGCAGCUGCUGAAGAACAACCUCAUCUUAUAUGAGGAAGACCUGGAAGACUUUGGCAUUGACAUUAAAGAAGCCUCCAUGUACUCUGGAUUUUGCACCACAGUACUUCGUGAAGAAGAAAUCAUUUCCCAGAAAAAGGUCUUCUUCUUUGUACAUCUAACUCUGCAGGAGUUCUUUGCAGCUCUCCACAUCUAUGACUGUUUCAUAAAUAAUGAUACCAGAGAGCUCAGCAGCUUCCUCGAUCUAAAGAGCCAAGAACAUACAUUACUUGAUCUUUUAAAGAUGAUGGUUGACAAAGUGCUGGAGAAGAAAAAUGGUCACCUGGACUUCUUCCUGAGAUUCCUUCUUGGCCUCCUGGUUGAACCAAAUCGCAGAGUCCUUCAUGGUCUGCUGCCUUCACCAGAUCAAAGUCAAGAUACUGAAAAGAAAAUCUUGACUUACCUCAAGUCUGUGCGAAGGAAGAACCUCUCUCCAGACAGCUGCAUCAACCUUUUCCAGACUAUGGUCGAGAUGAGAGAUCACAAAGUCAAAGAUGAGAUUCAGGAAUAUCUUGCACUGUCAGAUCGUUCAAAAACAGAGUUGACUCCCCUGCACUGCUCUGCACUGGCCUACAUGCUGCAGGUAUCGAAGAAUGAUCUGGAAGUCUUGGACUUGAAGAGUUACAACACAUCAGAGGAGGGCAGACGGAGGCUGAUACCAGCAGUGAGGAGCAGCGGAAAAGCCUUACUAGCAGACUGUAAAGUGACUGAAGAGUGGGUUGAGCAUCUGGCCUUUGGUCUCACCUUCCCCUUCUCACCUCUACGACAUCUGGACCUGAGCAACAAUGACCUGAAAGAUUCAGGAGUAGAGCUGCUGUGUAAAGGACUGUCGAAUCAGUGCUGCAGACUGAAAACUUUGAGGUUAUCUGGUUGUCUGGUGACAGAAAAAGGCUGUGGGUUUUUGGCCACAUCCAUUAAGGCUAAUCCUUCUCAUCUCAAAGAGCUGGACCUGAGCUAUAACCAUCCAGGAGGAGUUGGGAAAAAGAAGCUCUCUGAGCUGAAGGAUGAUCCAAAAUACAACCUCAGCCAACUCAAUUUUGAACAUGGUGGACAUCACCGGAUGAAACCAGGAUUCAAGAAAUAUGCCUGUGAGCUCAGUCUGAACUCCAACACAGCUCACAAGAACCUGCUGCUCUCUGAAGGGAACAGAAAGGUGACCUGGGUGGAGGAGGAGCAGCCAUAUCCUGAUCAUACAGAGAGGUUUGAUUGCUGUCAGCAGGUUCUGUGUAAACAGGGACUAAAAGGACGCUGUUACUUUGAGAUGGAGGUGUCAGAGCCCUUCUGCGUUGGGUUAACAUACAGAAGCAUUGGCAGGAAAGGGGAUGUUGAUGCCUGCAAGCUGGGACAAAACAACAAGUCUUGGUGUCUGAUUUGCUCUGAUGAUGGUUGUUUUGUUCAGCACAACAAAGAGAAGGUCUGUGUAUCUUCUCAGUGUUUGCGCUCCAGUCGUGUCGGGGUGUAUCUGGAUUCGGAGGACAAAAUUUUGUCCUUUUACAGAAUUUCCUCUGGCAGUCUCGUUCACCUCCACACCUUCAAAUCAACCUUCACUGAUGUUCUCUACCCUGCUGUUGCACUUCACACUCAUUCCUCUGCACUGUUUUGUUAGGUAACAUUAAAAAAAAAAUCAGAACUGCACUCAAGCAAACCACCAAUGGUGAAGACAUUUGGCACCAAAAUGGUCAAAACUGGAGUUUCUCAUUGAAUUCUUUAUGUACAGCAUGGAGUUGCCAACAUCUCGAAAUAAAAUGCUACAUCGUAAAAUAACAUAAGAAAAAUACACAAUCCCCAAACACCUGUGGCAGAUGGCCGCCCCUCCCUGAGCCAGGUUCUUCCAAAGGUUUUUUUCUGUUUAAAAGGGAGUUUCCCGUUGUGAGCAACUGGCUUGCUCAAACAGCUUCAUCUGACUGUUGAGGUUUUCUCCAUGUUCUUUGUAUUAUUGCAGGAUCUUUACUUUACAAAAGCAUAGUUUAAGUGAAGCCAAUCAACAGCUGGUGAGCUUUCAGCAGUGCAACAAUAGUUUUUAGCCAAAGUGUUGUGGUGUAGAAGUGUAGACACUCAUUAACUGUUUAGGUACCUUUAUGUGAACAUAAGAAUCCUUUUUAAAAGAUCCAUACAUUACAAACAAAUAACAUAAAUAACAUAAUUGGCCUAAUUUACAGAAUAUAUACAAUAACUGAGUGUAAAACAUGUAACAAAAUCCUCAUUAUGAAACUUCACUGCAUGAAGGUUUCAUUACAGGCCAAUUUCUGAGGUUUACUAGGUUUUCAGUUUUCUCUGAUAAUUGAACAUCAUUACCAAAUGGAGCUCAGAUUUUAAAUUGCUCUCUCUGAAGCUGAGUUGAAUUGUAAACUUUUCUGAGCUGCUUUCAGGAGGUAAAUGUUAAAUAAUCAGCAUGAAGCAGUUUGUACUUUGAGAUGCAUCUGUUCUAUCAUUAGAUGGACCUGCUUUUAAUAAAUUCACAUUUCUGCCACUGACAGACUGAGCCACUUCUAUAGAUUUUGUUGCAUUGAAAUAAGUAAUUGUGCUAAAGUGAUAUGAUUUGGUAUGUAAAACUACAAUUAAUAUGUACUUAAAAAUUGUAUCUUAGAAUUCCACAAACUCUUGCACAGCUUUUUUGUGUUUUGCCUUAUGUCUUGAACAAGACCCAUAUUUUUCUAUCUCACAGUUUCAUCAAACUGCCCUAAAGUUAGCAGUUAGUAUAAAACAUUUCUACAGUAAACAAUAAGAAGGUGACUUUUAGGAUAUUCGAACUAUCUUCUUUCUAAUUUUGAUUAUUUUUGUGCCGUCGAACUGUUUUCAGAUUUGAGAUCCAGAGCUGUUUGUAUUUAUUAUUAUUUUUACAUCCAUUGCUUAUAUUUGAGUUAUUUUAUUAGGUUUGAAUGUUUUGCUCUUCUCUGAUGACCAUGCCUCACUGAGUAGAAAUGAUGACUUGUGACCAAAAAGAAUCAGGAUACGGUCCCUCUGUUAAAUGCAGCUUUUUAUUCUUUUUCUGUAAGUGAUUGCAAUACUAAACAGCCUGACGACCACAGUGUUGCAGGUUAGUGAAUGUUUUCUUUACAGUGUUUUGGUUUCCUGCUUGAGGAUCUGCUUCGUUCAGCGCCCCAUACACAGCUCUCCCAUCAGGUCAUGGCAUCCUGGGCCACAAACUACACCCUGGGACAGUGAUACUAUCAGAUAAUAAAGGAACU